UGUGGAAAGUGGGUAAGGAGGGCAGUGGAGAGCGGCGGAGAGGCGGACUGAUGACAGCUGUCAGAGCGGACAAAAACACUAACAAUCUCUGAAGAGAGGCCGUAUGGCUCGCCCCUAAACCUCCAGGAGAAACGGGCACACACCUCGCCGGUAUCGCGGGUUAUUCAAAGUUUUUAACAAGAGUGGUGGCAGUGCAGUGGCAACAUGGGGACACAAGGCUCUGGCAGAAAACGUGCUCCUGUGAAAGAUCGAUUCUCAGCGGAGGAUGAGGCAUUGAGUAGCAUUGCUCGGGAGGCGGAGGCGAGGCUUGCGGCAAAGAGGGCGGCUCGGGCGGAGGCCAGGGACAUUCGAAUGAGGGAACUGGAACGGCAACAAAAAGAGCUGGAUGAAAAAUGUGACAAACAGUAUUCAGAUUUUAGCCGGCCGUCCUCCCGCUGUGCCACCCCGGGCCUCUCUGCAGCCACCCUGGCAUCACUAGGCGGUACUUCAUCUCGACGGGGUAGCACAGACACGGGUAGCAUCUAUGACCCCGACACCAGUCUGAGUGAACUUAGGGAUAUCUAUGAACUAAAGGACCAGAUUCAGGAUGUAGAAGGGCGGUACAUGCAAGGGCUUAAAGAGCUGAAGGAGUCACUUUCAGAGGUGGAGGAGAAGUAUAAGAAAGCCAUGGUAUCGAACGCACAGCUGGACAAUGACAAAGGCAACCUCAUCUAUCAAGUGGACACGCUCAAGGACGUCAUCGAGGAGAUGGAGGAGCAAAUGGCCGAGAUGAGGAGGGAGCUGGAAGAAAAGUCAAAGGAACUAGAGAGACAAAAGCACACGUGUACGGUUCUGCAGCAUAAACAGGAAGAACUGAAAGAGGGAAUCCGCCAGAGAGAUGAACUCAUAGAGGAGAGCCAGCGAAUGCAGACUAAGUUAGAUGCGCUCACCAGAGAGGUGUUUGACCUGCAGGAAACGAUAAACUGGAAGGACAAAAAGAUUGGGGCCCUAGAGAGGCAGAAAGAGUACUUUGAUUGCAUUAGGAGUGAGAGAGACGAGCUCAGAGAUGAGCUUGCUGACAUCAAGGGGAAGUCCAAAGCAGGAGAGAAACACGGGCUGGUCAUCAUCCCAGACGGCACACCGAACGGAGAUGUCAACCACGAGCCUCUGUCCUCAGGAAUCACUUUAGUCUCCCAGGAGGCCGCACAGGUGCUGGAGUCUGCCGGAGAAGGCCCGCUGGAUGUCAGGCUACGGAAGUUGGCGGAGGAGAAGGACGAACUGUUGGCUCAGAUCAGGAAGCUGAAGAACCAGCUGGAGGAGGAGAGGCAGAAGCACUCGAAGGUGGACAGCACUUUCACAGACGGGGAGAAGAUGGAGAACGGUACAGACCUGCACGUCAUCGAGAUGCAGCGAGAUGCCAACAGGCAAAUUAGCGAAUACAAAUUCAAGCUUUCUAAGGCAGAGCAGGAAAUGGGUACGAUGGAGCAAAAUAUUAACAGACUUGAAGGGCAAGUGUCCAGGUACAAGGCAGCAGCAGAUAACUCGGAGAAAGUAGAAGACGAACUGAAAGCUGAAAAACGAAAGCUACAAAGAGAGCUGCGCACGGCUCUGGAUAAGAUCGAGGAAAUGGAGAUGACCAACAACCACCUAGUAAAGCGCCUGGAGAAGAUGAAGGCCAACAGAAACGCCCUCCUGUCGCAGCAGUGAGGCAAGGCAGCGUCACCACAGAAGCCCUUAAACUCGCACCUCAGACCUCUGACUGCCAUAUUGCGUCUGGAGCACAUUUCCAUUUCCCGCUGUAACACCUUAAGAUUUGUAGCUAACCAAAAACACUUCUACCCUUGUAGCACAGGCGAAAAACGGAACUGUGUCCCCACUUCAUCAUCAUCAUCAUCAUCAUCUUCUUUCCUUUUUUUAAACCGGAAACCUGGGUUCGUUUGGCAGCCGAGGAGUGACUGAAAAACCUCACUAAUACAACUCUAAAAGUUGCUGGGAGAUUCACCUGUAGACAUUUCUCAAGACACAAAUGAUUUUUUUUGUGUUAUUUUUUUUUCCUGAGCUUUUCACUACAUCAUGUUAUCCAGGAAAUUUUGUUUCGCCUCUGGCUGGGUGCUUGGCUGUACUUUUUUUUUUCUUUUUUGAUAAGUUGCAUGAAUGAAUAUACUGAAUGCUUUUAAACCCCGGCGGCUGCUCCGGCCUCCCACCUUCCCAGUCCCCCCUCACACAGUGAAGUGCCUUUUCACACCCGGAGACUGGGAGUCUGCACCGCUCCACCAAACAACAAUAAUUGUUUUAACAGGUACAGUAUGAUGUAUUUAAAGAAAGAAACACA
This is a messenger RNA of Salarias fasciatus (jewelled blenny), 2311 nucleotides long. RefSeq names its product leucine-rich repeat flightless-interacting protein 2. The transcript is spliced from 15 exons. Lineage: Eukaryota; Metazoa; Chordata; Actinopteri; Blenniiformes; Blenniidae. The record is from RefSeq and is a predicted model, not a curated record. The coding region runs from base 205 to 1686 and encodes 493 amino acids. Gene Ontology annotation, biological process: regulation of DNA-templated transcription.